CGACCACUGCUGCUCCACCUGGGGGAGGAGUUGUCCCUCCGGGUGGGGGGGGGAUCCUCCUCCGAUGGCUCUCCAGGUCUCCGCUCCUCCUCUUCGGCAGUGAGCGGGGCUCCGGAGGUGGAGGAGGCGCCCGGGGUGAUGGGCCGGAGGUCCGAAGAGCCUCCCAUCUCUCUGGACCUGACCUUCCACCUGCUGAGAGGAGUUCUGGAGAUGGCCCGGGCCGAGCAGAUGGCCCAGCAGGCCGACACCAACCGCAAGAUGAUGGACACCUUCGGAAAGUAG
Messenger RNA from Pungitius pungitius (ninespine stickleback), 282 nucleotides. Its product is annotated as corticoliberin-like. The annotation marks the transcript as partial. NCBI's taxonomy places the organism in Eukaryota, Metazoa, Chordata, Actinopteri, Perciformes, Gasterosteidae. Gene Ontology annotation, cellular component: extracellular region. The transcript has a single exon. Gene Ontology annotation, molecular function: hormone activity. The record is from RefSeq and is a predicted model, not a curated record.